Molecule: messenger RNA, 3337 nt
Organism: Trichechus manatus latirostris (Florida manatee)
Lineage: Eukaryota; Metazoa; Chordata; Mammalia; Sirenia; Trichechidae
Gene: UCHL5
Product: ubiquitin C-terminal hydrolase L5
Exons: 12
Coding region: 60-1301 (413 amino acids)
Biological process (GO): protein deubiquitination; ubiquitin-dependent protein catabolic process
Cellular component (GO): Ino80 complex; cytoplasm
Molecular function (GO): cysteine-type deubiquitinase activity; proteasome binding
Source: RefSeq, a predicted model, not a curated record
GGUUUACCGAGAUCUGUGACCGGCGGCACCUGGUGCGGGGGGCGGCGUGCGGUCGGGCCAUGACGGGCAAUGCUGGGGAGUGGUGCCUUAUGGAGAGCGACCCCGGGGUCUUCACCGAGCUCAUUAAAGGAUUCGGUUGCCGAGGAGCCCAAGUAGAAGAAAUAUGGAGUUUGGAGCCUGAGAAUUUUGAAAAAUUAAAGCCAGUUCAUGGGUUAAUUUUUCUUUUCAAGUGGCAGCCAGGAGAAGAACCAGCAGGCUCUGUGGUUCAGGACUCCAGACUUGACACAAUAUUUUUUGCCAAGCAGGUAAUUAAUAAUGCUUGUGCUACUCAAGCCAUUGUAAGUGUGUUAUUAAACUGUACCCAUCAAGAUGUCCACUUAGGAGAGACAUUAUCAGAGUUUAAAGAAUUUUCACAAAGUUUUGAUGCAGCUAUGAAGGGUUUGGCACUGAGCAAUUCAGAUGUGAUUCGACAAGUUCACAACAGUUUUGCCAGACAGCAGAUGUUUGAAUUUGAUGCAAAGACGUCAGCAAAAGAAGAAGAUGCUUUUCAUUUUGUCAGUUAUGUUCCUGUUAAUGGUAGGCUGUAUGAAUUAGAUGGAUUAAGAGAAGGACCAAUUGAUUUAGGAGCAUGCAAUCAAGACGACUGGAUCAGCGCAGUGAGGCCAGUUAUAGAAAAAAGGAUACAAAAGUACAGUGAAGGUGAAAUUCGAUUUAACCUAAUGGCCAUUGUGUCUGACAGAAAAAUGAUAUAUGAACAGAAGAUAGCAGAGUUACAAAGACAACUUGCAGAGGAGGAACCCAUGGAUACUGAUCAGGGUAAUAAUAUGUUAAGUGCUAUUCAGUCGGAGGUUGCCAAAAAUCAGAUGCUUAUUGAAGAAGAAGUACAAAAAUUAAAAAGAUAUAAGAUUGAAAAUAUCAGAAGGAAGCAUAAUUAUCUGCCUUUCAUUAUGGAAUUGUUAAAGACUUUAGCAGAACACCAGCAAUUAAUACCACUUGUAGAAAAGAUUUUGAGAAGCACUUUGAGAAGACACUACAUUACACUGAUAAAAGACCAUAAUACAUGGCAAAAGAAAAACAGAAUGCAAAGAAAGCUCAGGAAACCAAAUGAAGAGGAUGCUUUGGGAUGUGUAUACAUUUCUGCUUCUGCACUUACUUUCAUGGAAACUAUUAAAAACUUUGAGCAACAUCCUGAUUGGCCCAAUGCACGUAUGGCAGUAGCGCCAGUCUGUCUUGUCUGUAAUGCAUGGAUUCGUACACUUCUUUCCCACCAGCAUCAUGUGCAUGUAGCGCAUAUUAAAUAAAAGUGAUGUUAAGAGUUGCUUGCCCAAAUUCUGUUAUUUGACAUUGUAUCUGAGAAUUCCUACUGGUUCUCUGGAUAUAUAACUACUGUAAUGAACCUAGAAAAAGGCACAAGUGAUUAUUCUUUACCUGUAAUUGUUUUGAUUAAUCUUUUGAUCCUUCAGCCCAGUUAAAGACUGAAAAUGUGUAAAUGUCAGAUAUCGCUUAAACCAGAUCUCUUGUUUCUUCUCAUCAUUAAUGGAAAAAACACCCUCUAUCUUUGAUAUUUAAAUGUUAUGAGGAUUUUAAAACUGAAUUUUGUUUAUCUUCUAUAUCAAUUAUUUGAAAAAGUGUGAUUUUAAUGCAGAUCAUUUGAAAAGGACAAAAGUACAAUUUCUAGUGAUUUUCAUGCUGCCAAUAGAAAAGGUAAUAAACAUCCUGGUUUUAUUUUAGCAAACUUUCUUAAAGUGUUUGGGGUUAUUUAUUUAUUUUUUACAGACUUAUUUCAGGAAGACGUGACCAUUAUGCUUCAAAGCAAAAUUUCAAAUUAAGAACAAAUUAUAAAUCUUAAAGGCUUUUAGUGUUACUCUCAGUUUGGCAACAUUUUACAAGCUGUUAAGCUGUAUCUUUAUUAAAAAGAGUAUUUGAGGUUUGACAGUUCAGGCUAUCUUCUUUGAAAAAGGAGGAGGGAAUCAUUUUAUCUCAGUUUGAACAAAAUUAGCACAGCCCAACAGUUUCUAAGAGCUAUGUACAGUUUGCCCACAAUGGAGUUUAUUACUGCUUUUGGGAGUUGCUUUUUCUGUUUUAUAAAAGAAUAUUGUAUUAUUGCUUCUAAUCUUCUUUUCCAAGUCAAACUUUAAAGAAAACUUUUAUAGAACUUGUUUUCAUAAAGGAAAUUAUCCGCUUUUUUUCUUUACCAGGCACAUUUCUGAAGUUAAUACAUGACUUUUUAUGGCAGAACUUCAACAUAUGUAGAGAGAAUGUGUACUCAUCUUCCAGCUUCAAAACAUGAAUUUUUAAGGGUUGUUUUUAAGCUUGCUACAUUGUAGUGUUAUUAAAUGACUUAGAACUAAUGUGAAAAAACUUGUUGGGAAAUUGAGUAGAAAAAUUAAUGAAAUGUUUUCGCUGUUGACAUAAUUUCAACUGAAGGUAAUGAAGAAUAGUUUUUCAGCUAUUUGGAGAAAAUUUGUUUUGCUCUGGAUACGAUAGUAAUUAUGGAGUAUUUUCAAAGCUAUGAUACAGUUUUUUAAAAUGGUUUCCUAAGGACUAUAUGAGGUACAUCUUGAACCCAUUCAUUUAUUUCAACUUAUAUGCCCUCUUUUAUAGAGGCUUUAAUUUUGUAAAGCAAUUCAAGGAAUAUAUAACCCUUAUGAAUAAGUAGUAUCCAGUAGUCAAGACAGUGUGGGACUGACGGGCGUAAGGAUCGACAAAUCAGUGGGCUAGAAGAAAGAGCCCUGAUGGAAUAGGAGAGCCCAAAAGUAGUUCUACAUUUGUACAGUCACUUGAUUUUCAACAAUGGUGACAAAGCAAUCCAAGGAGGAAAGUGUUUUGAACAAAUGGAGUGAGAAUAACUGAAUAUGUAUAUGGGAAAAAAAAUGAACCUUGACCCCUUACCUCAUACCAUGCACAAAAAUGAAUUUGGGAUGGAUCGUAUACCUUAAUGUAGCUAAAGUAUAAAGCUUUUUAGAAGAAAAUAAAGGAGAUUAUCUUUGUGGCUUGAGGGUAGCCAAAGGUUUCUUAGGUCAUAGAAGAAAUAACUAUAAAAGAUCUAAAGCUCAUCAAAAUUAAAAACUUAACCUUUGACAAACACUAUUAUUAAGAGGAAAGAGUAUCAAACCUUGACUUUUUAGAAAUAGCUUUAUUAACCAACUGUGUUAAUAAGGGCAUGGAUUUUUUCUUAUCAAUCUAAUUCUAAUAAAUCUCGAUAGGAAUUUCCAUAGCUUAAGGAGCUUAUCUGCUUUUUCUUUGAUUGAAAAUGCAUUGUGAUAUAGUAAGAAGACCAGACUCAAUGGUCUAAGACUGGAGGUGCCCCAGAAAACAUGGCCCUUGGUCUCUCCAU